AUGCUCCUUUCGACGGUCACAGGCUUGCUCGCUCUCUUCUUGCCCUGGAUCCAUGAUGACCUGAAGCCUGUCAGCCCGAAGACGCUGAAUUUUCAGUUACGCCAUUACCAUGCAGUAUCCUCGGAAGCUAAAGUGGUCUUCCAUGAUGCGCGUCCGUCCCAGAGUCUCGUAGCUCCUCCUCCGGAAUACGCUCUUCGUAGCAGAACAAUCAAGACUCGCCGCCCUGUGUCUCUCUCUGCGUUUGCUGAAGCGCGUACACGAUCAAUCAGGUUCGCCCAGAGUGCGUUGCUCGACUGGGACGAAGAUGAAGUUCUGGGGCCCGACGUUGAGAGCCGCGAAACUCUUCUGGAGCUCGCAAAGAUGACGAACAACGCCUACUUGGAGCCGGGAGAAACAGGCUGGUACGAGCUGGGAGGCGGCUGGAAUGUUAGCUACCCAGUAGGCUGGGAGCCUGAUGCAGAUGGAUUCCGUGGGCAUGUCUUCGCGACUCCAGACAACUCGACCGUGGUCCUGUCCAUCAAGGGGACGUCCGCUGGAUACGUAGGUGGAGGCGGGCCGACGUCGAAGAAGGACAAGUUCAACGACAACCUGUUGUUCAGCUGCUGCUGCGCCCAUGUCGACUGGACGUGGACCACCGUGUGCGAUUGCUACCGCGGGGGCUGGAAGUGCGAGCAGAAUUGCUUAGAGCAGUCACUAAUCGAGGAGAGCUUAUUCUACUCAAUUGGAACUAAUCUGUAUUACAAUCUGACGUAUAUGUACCCCGAAUCCAACAUCUGGCUCAUUGGACAUUCGCUGGGAGGGUCCCUUGCGUCUCUCCUGGGAGUGACGUUUGGUGCACCUGUUGUUGCGAUAGAAGCGCCCGGGGAGAAGAUGGCGGCCAGACGUCUGCAUUUGCCUUCGCCGCUUGAAGUCCAACACAUUACGCACGUGUACCAUACAGCAGACCCAAUCGCAAUGGGCACCUGCAAUGGCGUCCUGUCGUCGUGCGCACUAGGCGGAUAUGCUAUGGAAAGCCGCUGUCAUCUCGGUCGCUCGAUCAUAUACGACACAGUAUCGCAAUUUUCAUGGUCGGUAAACAUACGGACACAUGGAAUCGUAAACGUCAUAGAGAAUCUGUUAUCCCAGCCUUGGCCUCCAAGCGAAGAGGUAGGCAGAGAGGUGCCGGAGGCUAUUGUCGAAGACGACUGUGUGGAAUGCUUUAGCUGGGACUUCGGCGACUACCCUGCCCUCGAAGAAGCUUCGGUCUCGACGCGUGAUCUACACGGUCAGUAG
This is a messenger RNA of Fomitopsis serialis, 1272 nucleotides long. Its product is annotated as alpha/beta-hydrolase. Lineage: Eukaryota; Fungi; Basidiomycota; Agaricomycetes; Polyporales; Fomitopsidaceae. The coding region runs from base 1 to 1272 and encodes 423 amino acids. The record is from RefSeq and is a predicted model, not a curated record. Gene Ontology annotation, biological process: macroautophagy; neutral lipid catabolic process; multivesicular body membrane disassembly. Gene Ontology annotation, molecular function: glycerophospholipase activity. The transcript has 6 exons.